UUCACACACUGCAUUACUAGUACACUACUUACAUAGUUGUAAACGACUACUGGACGCCACCACACUACGUACCUACACCCACUGCACAUUGAAUGAAUGACUGCGACAAUGACCCGUCAAGAUGCCCAACCCAUCCAUCAUCCAUUCCUUUACGUUGCUUCCUGGCACCUUCUUCAUACACCCAUUACCAUAGUAUUAUAUCUCUAACCGAUUUCCCCAUCUUUGCUGCAACGCAUCGAAACUAUCUCCGUGAUGAUCUUCCUCAAGCUUCCACUGCUCUUGGGCGCCGUGAUGCUGGCCAUGAUGGGCGGCUCCGGCGUCAUGGCCGCCACCAGCCGCCCUCUUCGGUGCAUCAUGUAUUUGACUGGCCAGCACCCGGUUGCGCCCCAAAUCGACCAGCUCGACCAUGUCACGCAUGUUGCCCUGGCAUUCAUGAGUCCCAGCAUCUUCAACGAUCCUCUGAACCAAGAAUGGCCUUUGUUCACCACCGUCCAUCAUGUCCGCCCCCGCUUCCCCAACCACACAAAGGUCUUGAUCGCCAUUGGCGGCUGGGGCGACACCAUUGGCUUCUCCGUGGCCGCCCUGAACGACGAAACGCGCACUCUGUUCGCCGCCAAUGUUGCCAAGAUGGUGGAGGCCACGGGCGCUGAUGGUGUCGACGUCGACUGGGAGUACCCCGGAGGCAACGGUGAAGACUACAAGCAGAUCCCCAACUCGGACAAGCGCUGGGAGAUUGCCGCCUACCCCCUCUUGCUCCAGGAACUGCGCUCUGCCCUCGGCCCCGACAAGGUCAUCUCAGCCGCCGUUCCGGGCUUGCACCGCGACAUGCUGGCCUUCACCCGCGAGACCGUCCCCCGCAUCAUGCGCCAUGUCGACUUUCUCAACGUCAUGACGUACGACAUGAUGAACCGCCGCGACACCGUCACCAAGCACCACACCGGCGUCGAGCUGAGCCUCCAGGCCGUCGAUGCCUACGUGGCCGCCGGUGCCGCCCCCCAGAAGCUGAACCUCGGCUUUGCCUUUUACCUCAAAUACUUCAAGACCGAGCAAGACGCCUGCGCCCAAACGUCACCGGUGGGCUGCCCCACCGUUGAGAUGGAAGAUCCCGUAUCGGGAGCCGAUCUGGGCCGCUCUGGUGCCUUUUCCUGGCACGACGACGUGCCAAAGCAUCUCCGUGCUUCCUAUGAUAGGGCUCUAGCCCAGGGAGUUUACGACCAUGACCAAGGCGGCUACUACUACUGGGACCCCACCGAGGCACUGUGGUGGACGUUCGAUACCCCGGACGCCAUCAAGCAAAAGUUCCCCAAGGUCAUGGAGAAGCGUCGGCUGGGAGGCGUUUUUGCUUGGGGCCUAGGCGAAGAUGCCCCCAACUACGACCACCUGGCCGCGCUAAACGAGGGUCUGGCCAAUUUAAAGGGACAAUUUACUGAUGAGAGGGAUGAGUUAUAGCCAUUGUGAAUGGGGACUUUGGAAAGGAUGCAAAGUGUUGACGGGAAUCAAGCGCAAAUAGAAAAUGUUUUCCGUUGUGAAUAGGCUAUAGCCGAGGAAGAAGGGGGUUGAGACUAAGUAGGUUCUCUCGUUUGAACUUGCUUUCACUUUACUUUCAUCCCUUUUCUCGCUGAUUUUGGUCCCUACCUUUGGUUUCAGUCAUUGCUUUCAUUCUACCUGGCAUUGACAGGCUGUGUAGCAUUCGCCAUUUCGUGGCCUAAAACCCCAGCUGCGUUUAUCUUCUCCUUUUCUUCCUCAUCAAUAUCCUCCCCCACCAUCGAGCAAAUUCAACACUGCCACUUGCCUUCAGUCGAUUUCUUCGCAACGAGGCCAUGCCCUUUACCCCUCGAGAUUCAU
This is a messenger RNA of Neurospora crassa OR74A, 1845 nucleotides long. RefSeq names its product chitinase (gene gh18-7). The record is from RefSeq and is a predicted model, not a curated record. Bases 253 to 1449 code for a protein of 398 amino acids. Gene Ontology annotation, molecular function: chitin binding; chitinase activity. The transcript is spliced from 2 exons. NCBI's taxonomy places the organism in Eukaryota, Fungi, Ascomycota, Sordariomycetes, Sordariales, Sordariaceae. Gene Ontology annotation, biological process: chitin catabolic process; carbohydrate metabolic process. Gene Ontology annotation, cellular component: extracellular region.